Molecule: messenger RNA, 1982 nt
Organism: Rhagoletis zephyria (snowberry fruit fly)
Lineage: Eukaryota; Metazoa; Arthropoda; Insecta; Diptera; Tephritidae
Source: RefSeq, a predicted model, not a curated record
GCUACUGUCUACAGCGUCAAAUGGACUUCUGAAACUUGCCUUCGACAUUUAAAUGAUUUUGAAACAUGGCUACAGCCCCGCGCAUUAUAGUACUCUCCAGCAUACUGGUACUCCUGCUUGCUGCCAAUAUUUGUACAACAGCAGAUGCAGCGAGUUUCGACUGGAGCUGCGCCGUAAAUGUUUCCAAUUUUGAAUUCAAUGUAACACGAAUAUCUGGCAUUUGGUACGAAACAGCGAGACUGCCAGAGACGGCAGUUCCGGCUUGCGUACAAGUAACUGCCCCACUUACGCCCGUCGAUGGCAACUACAGCCUUCAGCUGAACUAUUUCAAUAACGUCAACAAUGGUUGGAAGAAUACAAGUGAAAUUCUCGACUUUAAUUGGGAUGAAAAGACUCGAAAUGGCACAUUCGAAAUUGUAUAUGUAAACAGCGUAGUCAGCAUUACUGUAAUUUUCAAGUUGAUUGCAACAGAUUAUAAUACAGUAGCGCUCGUAUGCGGGUACUCGCCUUUAGCGCCGCAAGUCAGCAUGAUGAAGAUACUAACCAGACAUGCGCCGCUCAAUUCGACGCUCGUUGACAAGAUCAAUGAUUUAGCCAGUGCUUAUGGCGUUAGCUCACAAAUUACCUGGGUGGAACAUUCAAGCAGAUGCAAUUCAGCUAACAAAGCAAUGCCGUCGGUGUUACUCGCUUGCGGUUUGCUGUAUGGACUUCAGCAAGUUUUAAAAUUGGUUUUACGAUCAAAACCCAUAAGGAAUUAAUCAUCAAUCAAAUUUGCUAUUCGCUAAGAUUAGGCUGUAAUAAUAAUGAAAAUUAAUGAGAGAAUACCGUUAUUUAACUCAACAAAAACAAUUCAAUCUUACCCAGGGGAAAAGCGCAUAUUUCAGUAGCAGAUUGAGAACAAGUCAAAUUAAUAAAUUAAUGCAGAGGAGGAGACACUGAAAUUGUGCAGGACACGAGUAGACGUUGUGUCAAAGUUGAAUUGAGAAAAACAAUAGACGACCGCUUUUAAAUACAUACAUACUUAUCUAGAUGAGAAACUCCUUACUCAACAACUCCUUACGAGACACAACAGCGGCCAAGAAUAUUCAUCGACUAAGUUGACGUAAAUAAAAUCAAAUUAACUCAUUACUCACAUCUGGAGGCGCUUAUACAUACAUACAUUCAUAUGUACAUACAAGUAAACGAGCUUAAAUUAGGGCUAAAUGCAUUCAUAGUAAACAUUGAUAUCGAUAUCGCCAGCAGGCAAGCGUGCUCAUGCCUGCGACAGAUAUUAGCAGAGCAAGCACCUCAGCCGCGGGCAGCAGCUCUUUUGAUUGACUUGGUUAGAAGCAUUGUAUUACGCUGGCUGUAUCAAUAAAAACAGCAGCAUUUUGCUGCUGCUACCAACAGUGUUGCCUGGUUGGCGGUUUGGUCUUCAUUUGGACGAUUUUUAACUGUCAUUACGAUUUGACAAUUUCGACAAACAAAUUGGCGAUUUUUUCUCUGCGUGCCAUUUUGACUGGUUUACCGUUUACCAGUUUACAUAAGCAACUAAAAAGCUUGGCCAAUUCGCAAAGUUUCUGUAACGUCACGCUAGCGCGUAUGUUUACUAAUAUCUUUAAACCGGUCCUACCAAUACUUGUAAUAUUUUUUUUUUACUGAAUAAGGGAACAUUUAAUUUCUAUGCAAAACCUUUUUAAAAUUUUGACUAAAUAUUAAUUUUUUUUUUAACAUUUUGUCAUACGAGCGUCACGUUACACCAGUUUGGAAAUACCCAUAUUCAUCGUUAGUACAUAAUAAAAUAUUAUACCUGUUUUUCUAAAUUGGUGCGAAUUUUUAAUGCAGAUUUUACAUAUUUUUUAAUUUUUUUAGAAUAAUUAUUGCGCUUUUAACCCCUAAACGUAAACAUUUUUAACCCAAAUUAACAGGACAAUUCUGGCAACUGUCUUUCAACUCCCCAAAGUCUUUCGAAAGACAAAACUCAAAAUUAAUAAAUAAAUAAA